Molecule: messenger RNA, 339 nt
Organism: Mirounga angustirostris (Northern elephant seal)
Lineage: Eukaryota; Metazoa; Chordata; Mammalia; Carnivora; Phocidae
Gene: MRPL36
Product: mitochondrial ribosomal protein L36
Exons: 1
Coding region: 1-339 (112 amino acids)
Biological process (GO): translation
Cellular component (GO): mitochondrial large ribosomal subunit; ribosome
Molecular function (GO): structural constituent of ribosome
Source: RefSeq, a predicted model, not a curated record
AUGGCAUCCGUGCUCGUGACGAGGCUGCUGGCGUCCGCCCUGAGCCCUCUGCUCCGGCGGGGGCCCCCCCCGGCGCUGCCCCGCGCGCUCUCCACUGCCCUGCCCGGACCCCUUCGCGCUGCAGGUGCCGCUGGCGCGAAGCCCGGGGCGUGGGGGCCCGCGGGGCUGCGCGGCCACCGGCUGCCCGGCCUGCCGCUGCCCGGCCUGCAGCUUGCCCUGGGGUUCAAGACCAAGGGCGUCAUCAAGGAGCGCUGCAGGGACUGCUACCGGGUGAAGAGGCGCGGGCGCUGGUUCGUCUACUGCAGAGCGAACCCAAAGCACAAGCAGAGACAGAUGUAG